This is a messenger RNA of Lathyrus oleraceus (garden pea), 741 nucleotides long. Its product is annotated as probable indole-3-pyruvate monooxygenase YUCCA10. The coding region runs from base 1 to 741 and encodes 246 amino acids. Gene Ontology annotation, molecular function: N,N-dimethylaniline monooxygenase activity; NADP binding; flavin adenine dinucleotide binding. Lineage: Eukaryota; Viridiplantae; Streptophyta; Magnoliopsida; Fabales; Fabaceae. The record is from RefSeq and is a predicted model, not a curated record. The transcript is spliced from 4 exons.
AUGGAUAAUACUAGAACAAGAACUUCUAUUGGGGAGUUCUCUAUGAACAACAGACUUGGAUUAGGGAAAUUUAAAGGAGAGGUGAUACACUACAAGAACUACAAAUCUGGUUUAAAAUAUAAAUCAAAAUAUUUUUUGGUUGUUGGGUGUGGUAACUCGAGAAUGGAGAUUGCAUACGAUCUCCAUAACUGCGGUGCUAACACUUCCAUUGUCAUUCGAAAUCCGGUUCAUGUCUUCACCAGAGAUAUGAUUCGUCUAGGGAUGUACAUUGUGCAAUAUUUUACUGUCUAUAUUGCGGAUACAAUCAUUACUUUUCUGGCUAAACUAAAAUACGAUGUUCUAUCCAAAUACGGGAUUCAUCGUCCUAAAUACGGACCUUUGUAUCUCAAAAAUAUUAUAGGAAAAUCAGCUGUUAUUGAUGUUGGAACCGUUGAAAAAAUUAAGGAAGGAGCUAUAAAAGUUGUUCCUUCGGGUAUAAAGGAAAUCAAGAAGAAGAAUGUUAUGUUUGAAAAUAACAUGGAGAAAGAGUUUGAUGCCAUCGUGUUUGCUACCGGCUACAAAAGUGUAGCUAAUGGAUGGCUAAAGGAUUACCAAUAUACUCUUAAUGAGAAAGGAUUCCCUAAAAAUCCUUUUCUAAAACAUUGGAAGGGAGAUAAUGGAUUAUACUGUGCAGGACUAGCAAGAAAAGGUUUGUUUGGAGUCAAAAAGGAUGCUGAGGCAAUUGCAGAAGACAUCAACUGA